This is a messenger RNA of Microdochium trichocladiopsis, 1872 nucleotides long. RefSeq lists its product as uncharacterized. NCBI's taxonomy places the organism in Eukaryota, Fungi, Ascomycota, Sordariomycetes, Xylariales, Microdochiaceae. The transcript is spliced from 3 exons. Bases 1 to 1680 code for a protein of 559 amino acids. The record is from RefSeq and is a predicted model, not a curated record.
AUGUUUGCUCCUCAAUCCGUGCCCCACCCAAAUGGCGCCUGCCCGCAAUCCCACACGCUGUGCGCUUUGUCGUUUCUGGAUCCACGAUGUUGCAAGUUCGUGCCCUAUCCUCUACAGAACAUCACCCAUUCAGCGUGGCUGACGUUCCUCGACGGUGAUCCAGGGAGCAACCCUGCACUCUCUGAAGAAGUUGACAGUGGCUCUGUCAGUUAUCAUGCUCAGUGCGCAGCGCACCAGUUCAAGCUGCCCCGGCAUCUCCUUGCGAUUGCGCUUUCAGGUUCCUAUGAACCCUGCGCAGCCGAGAUCAGCGAGCGCAUAGCUUGGUUGCGCAUUUACUUUGCAGUGCAGAUCUUCGACGUGCCGCGCCUCCCCUUGGAAGUCAGGCUUCUCAUUGCGGACUAUGUGCUGCACGGAGACUUUCUGUCGAUGCUCGCACUUGAGCAGAUCAAAGAUCUUCCGGAACCUUCUCCAACCACCACAUGCCAGAUGCCACUCUCUUCAGUCAUUUGGGCUCAAACUUUGCGCUAUGAGCGCGUGGAAUACGUAUCAUCACUGGGCGAGGUGCCAGGGGAAGGAUUCCGCCUGCUCAAUCGCAGCCCCAGCAUUUCCUGCCUGUAUAUUGGUUACAACUCAAUCGGCGUCCGACAAGUUGUACUAUCUUCCAGACAGAAGCCGCCGCAGGAGAUGCCUGACACCUGGUGGGAAAUUCUCGAAGUCGAUCGAAAUACAGACUUGACGAUAGAGACAGACGGAUUCAAGGUGCGCAGCCUUCAUCAAGGUGGUAAGAAACACCUCGCGCAAUCCUACUUAUGGGACUGCCCGCCAGUGCAGCACGUCCAACCUCGAGCAUUUCCGCUAGACGUACCGGGCGGAGAACGCAUCCUCAUGGCCAAGUUUCCGUGCGAUGCGAGCGGAUAUACCAUUUAUUGGGACCUGGGCUGCAAAAUUUUGCUCCCCGCUCGGCGAGUCAGCUCUGUCAUGUACGACGGGAGAAAGUGUGGCAUCUGGAUUUACUUCCCGCUUCGAAAGGACGAAACGAUCUCGCAAAUUUUGGCGUAUGGCAGGGGGAUAGACUUCGGUUUCCUACUGCGAACAAGUCAGGGGCGCCUCGCUCUCUUGGGCCCUCAGCCGAAACCACAAAGGCAGGCUCCCACCGUCACGCAUCUCGCCUCAUUUCGGCGGAAUCAGGGACAUUGCUACUUCGGGAUGGCCAAAGACGGAGUACGGCGUUUCGCUUGUGCCAGCGAAGCUGUGGAUCCAACCGCGGAGCUUCUGACAAUACCAGUGCCAUCGUCGCCCUAUCCUCGCACAAACCUAUACGACUACUUCUUCCAUUCAUCAGUCGUACUUGGUGACGUCACCGAGUUUCGCUUCUGUCGCUCCGUGGAUGCGGGACAGCAGAGAAUUAUCGGCAUUUUGUUUCGAUCAUCAUUGGGAUGCCACGCAGCUGUUGGUCAGGUGCGCUUCGAUUCUUUAGACACUCCAAUGGCUGUUGGCAAGAAUGAAGUGCUUCGCCUUUACAUAGCAAAAGCGCAGGGCCGACGUAUAGUCACCGAUCGAUGUCUAGCUACCAGCACAGCUCGUUCGACAUGUUUCGAGAUAAAAAUGUCUGGGUUAUUGGAAUGGUGGACUUCACUAACCAAGAGCUUGAUCUACCACAACGGUAUUCUACUCAUGUAAAAUAACAAGUUUUCAGAGUUUUCAAAAGAGAAGAUAUGUAUCCCCUGAAAUCUUCGUCAAAGACUACGAUAUCCUGCACUGCACGUCGUGUCAACUCCAUUCGGAACCAUGUGGCUGUGCUUAACCCGACGGACACGAUCACCAACCCUCCCUCCAGAAUCGAUCCAGUGCAAUUGCCUGGCCUCGAGAGUA